Messenger RNA from Pezoporus flaviventris, 1406 nucleotides. RefSeq names its product putative protein FAM172B. The record is from RefSeq and is a predicted model, not a curated record. Gene Ontology annotation, biological process: regulatory ncRNA-mediated heterochromatin formation. Gene Ontology annotation, cellular component: nucleus. Gene Ontology annotation, molecular function: siRNA binding. Lineage: Eukaryota; Metazoa; Chordata; Aves; Psittaciformes; Psittacidae.
UUCUUCCCCUCACGAGAAGAACUGUCUAGAACCCCAGGGUGAAAAAGAUUUCCAUCUAUGAUGAUGACGGAUUUUACAGGAGAGCAUACAUGGUUACAAACAAAGCAUGAACUAAGCUUGAGGAACCUAAUAGAGGGUUCAGAGUACCAAGAGGAACUGAAGUACAACUUCAACAUAAAAGGGGAACUGAGGCAUCUGGAUACAAAUGAGUUCUUUGUUUUCAAUUAUUACAAGAAUGCACAUGAGCAGAAUCAUAAACGCUAUCAAGUUUUGGGACACUUGAUUACCCAAUAUGUUUAUGAGCUCCUGGAAAGAGUCUGCAUGCUGCAGAAAGUUCAUAUUCCUACUGAUGCUACAGAGGAUGAAGCAAGAAGUUUCUUUUUCAUGAGUGAGAAUGCACUAACAAGUAACUCUAGCCUAACUGUCCUUCUUCAAGACCAUGGAGUGUUCCGUGCAGGACAGUGGGGGCAAAGGAUAAUUAUCAGUGAAGGCCUGGGGCAUGGAACAUAAUAAACACCAUUCAUCAAAAUGGCCCUUAAAGCCAUGGGGGGGGUCACUGUACUGAAUCCCAAUGACAACUUCAUUGAUUUUAAGACUGAAAAGGAAAGGUUAAGUCUGUCUACCAGUCAAGAGGCACUGACUUCAAUGGAGUCUACCUGGUGGGUCCUCAAGAGAGGCAGCUGCAACCCUGAGGAGCAUACCAUAUAUGUAUGGGAUCACUUCAUUUCAAAGAGUGCAGUCAAGAAUGUGGCCUUCAUUGCUCAUGGCUAUGGUGGCUCGGUGUUUGUUGACUUGCUAGUGCAGCGAAAAGGGGAGGUGAUGAAUAAAGUGUACUCUGUGGCAUUCAUUGACUUCACGCACAACGUGUGGCACCAGACUAGAAGUGAUCCACAACUACAAGAAUGGAUACAGAAACACUGCCGUGAAUGGGUUUCAAACAGUAAGCCUCUAGAUAAAGCUAUGGGUUCUGUCAUGAAACUGAACUGUCGUACUGUCUUUGCUGGGACAGAAAAGUAUUGUUUAGCCCCCUCCUGCUGCUUACAUUCCAUCUUCAAGUACCUGAAGAGCACUCUGAAAGCCAAGACUGCAACAGCCUCUAGACAAUCACCUACUGCAACUAGAAGCAGAACAAGUAAGAAGUGAGGCAAUAAAGGUAUACUGAUUUGGUUUUGAUAGUAGUCUCUUCCUUCCAUAACUGCCCCUGCACCUUUCAGUCAUCUAAGGACCCUCAGCUCACUGUGGAGCAACUUACAGUUCGAAAUUUGAAGCUAGUUUGUUUCUUUUUUGAGAAAUACACAAAUCCAAGUUAACUAUCAGGAAAUAAGUUCAUUGUUGUAAGCUGUAAGCCACAAUCCUUCGGUUAGCUGUGAAAUUUAAGUUGUGCAAAAUAAAGAUGUUAAGGUAUA